This is a messenger RNA of Bombyx mori (domestic silkworm), 5079 nucleotides long. Its product is annotated as extracellular serine/threonine protein CG31145. Bases 430 to 1953 code for a protein of 507 amino acids. The record is from RefSeq and is a predicted model, not a curated record. Gene Ontology annotation, cellular component: Golgi apparatus. Gene Ontology annotation, molecular function: protein serine/threonine kinase activity. The transcript has 11 exons. Lineage: Eukaryota; Metazoa; Arthropoda; Insecta; Lepidoptera; Bombycidae. Gene Ontology annotation, biological process: protein phosphorylation.
UCAGUAAUAAACGUGAGGCUAUACGGACCGCGCGUCUCUCCUCUCUACACGUCCGCGCCAAUAUUCACGUAAAGUUUACAAACUUUUAAAAGAACGGCAAACGCACUUUUUUUUUUAAAUUCACGCAAACGGUAUGAUAUGAUGCGUAUUGAAUAGUAAAAAGUUUCGUUGUUCUUUGGACUUCGUCAUUGUAGUCGUAGGAAGAAUCUGCCAGCUGUCAUUUGUUUUGAUUAGUAAACGUCGCUGUGGUUCGCGAUUUGCCACCGGCCCACCGUCUAUUACAGUGUGAGUGGGUGGGCACGCGCGAGGUGGAGGCGGCGGUGCGGCGGCGGCGCGGCGACGUGCGCUCGCGACUGUAAGCGUUCGCCGACGCCCGAGGAACAUGCGCGCAGUCAACACGCGCCGCGCCGCACGAUCGCGCGCUACACAAUGCUCAACAUGAAGCUAAAGGAGCGCUUAGCGCUCGCGAUCAGCGCCUCCCUGAUACUCUUCACUUUAAUGCUUGUCGUCGAUCUGCAAAUGGACUAUGGAAUUUCCGGACACAGGGUACCCCUGCACGGCCGCGUCAGGAUCGGCGACGUAGAAGAUAAAGGCAGAUCAGCCUACAUAGAAUUUCGGAAGAGAUUCUUGCAGAAAAGCAACAGCAGCAAUGGUUCCCGAGAAUACGAACAGUCAGCCCAGGCAGAGACGAGUGGUCUUGCAACCGACGUGGAACCGAGGACGCCUGCGCCACCGGCCGAUAAGUUUGACGACUUACAACAAAUCCUGUUCGCUCAGCUACAGGGGUCCGCCUUCGAUAAUGCAGUGGUCAUACCUCCGCACCGAGACCUGAAUGUUUUGAGGCCCGAGAAUCCGACUAUUGGGGAGAUGGAGGAUUUAGAACUUAGUGUCAACGCAUCUAAUCUCGAGAAGUUUCAGCUGAAGAUCGCUCAGCAUGAACUAUACGAGGAUGGAGAGAUUUUGGUCGAAGCUAUUUUAAAAGAUAUGGCCACGCUGCCCGUGUUACACGCAGAACAAAAGGAAGGCGGAACGCAGCUCAAACUCAUAAUAGACUAUCCAAACGGAGUUCAAGCACUCUUUAAACCAAUGAGAUUCGCCCGUGAUGUCCAGACGUUGCCGAACCACUUCUAUUUCUCGGAUUACGAACGGCACAAUGCUGAAAUAGCAGCUUUUCAUCUCGACAGGAUACUCGGCUUCCGGCGGGCAAUGCCGGUCGUGGGCCGCGUACUCAACAUGACCACCGAGAUCUAUGACGUCACCGAAGGGGACAUACUCAAGACAUUUUUCGUGUCCCCUGCGAACAACUUCUGCUUCCACGGCAAGUGCUCGUACUACUGCGACACGGGACACGCAAUAUGCGGCAACCCUGACAUGUUGGAGGGAAGCUUCGCCGCUUUUUUGCCGUCUUCUGAUGUUGCUGAGAGGAAGGUUUGGCGUCAUCCAUGGAGGCGUUCAUAUCAUAAGCGCAGGAAAGCGCAAUGGGAGCUGCAGUCCGAUUACUGUGAUACGGUACGGACUACUCCGCCCUACGACUCUGGACGCCGACUACUCGAUCUUAUGGACAUGUCUAUAUUUGAUUUCCUUACUGGGAAUAUGGACCGACAUCACUACGAAACAUUCAAAAUGUUCGGGAACGAGACGUUUACGCUGCACUUAGAUCAAGGCAGGGCGUUUGGGAAGGCGUUCCACGAUGAACUCAGUAUUCUAGCACCUCUACUGCAAUGCUGCGUCGUCAGGCACACCACGCUCGCCACCUUAUUAAAAUUCGUCAAUGGCGUACCUCUAUCAGGCACUCUACGCGAAUCAAUGAAGAUAGAUCCCGUGUCGCCUAUACUCUGGGAGCCACACCUCCAAGCCUUAGACAGAAGGGUUGUAAUAGUUCUCGACGCGAUCCGUAAAUGCGUCGAGAAGGCCAACAAUCCGCUCCAAAACGAAAUAAACGACUUCGUAUGACCGCUAGAACUGUAUGCUUAGUGCGAGCUUCUUAACGUUCUCGACAGCGUAAAAGUUAAGCCAAUUUUGUAUGCAGUUGGAACAGCGCCCCUAGCGGCAAACGUACGCAAACGAUCCCACUCCAUACAAAUAUCAGCUAACUUUUACGCUGUCGAGAACGUUAAAAAACUCGCACUAAGCACACUGUUGUGUAGUCGAAGUGAAACUUACGCUUAUGUGAUACGGCAAGGGGCGUUGCAAUCAGUGAAAACGAUUGGCUAGCCGUGUUUAGCUUACAAAAUGUAUAUAAUGUAUUAACAUGAGAAUAUUUAUUAGGUAAAUUAUCCGUGAUUUCAAAAAGUAAAAUGAGUAUAAUAAUUACUUUUACGGGUUAAUAUCGUGUUGUUUUUUUGUCAUAUUAUUUCCGACGAUCUGAAUAUUUUUUACAGUUUUCAUCGUCACGGACGACACGACUAAUACAAGUGACGACCAAAUUAAAAUUUCAGAUUCGUCAAUGGCGUACCUCUAUCAGGCACUCUACGCGAAUCAAUGAAGAUAGAUCCCGUGUCGCCUAUACUCUGGGAGCCACACCUCCAAGCCUUAGACAGAAGGGUUGUAAUAGUUCUCGACGCGAUCCGUAAAUGCGUCGAGAAGGCCAACAAUCCGCUCCAAAACGAAAUAAACGACUUCGUAUGACCGCUAGAACUGUAUGCUUAGUGCGAGCUUCUUAACGUUCUCGACAGCGUAAAAGUUAAGCCAAUUUUGUAUGCAGUUGGAACAGCGCCCCUAGCGGCAAACGUACGCAAACGAUCCCACUCCAUACAAAUAUCAGCUAACUUUUACGCUGUCGAGAACGUUAAAAAACUCGCACUAAGCACACUGUUGUGUAGUCGAAGUGAAACUUACGCUUAUGUGAUACGGCAAGGGGCGUUGCAAUCAGUGAAAACGAUUGGCUAGUCUAACUCUCUUAUAUGUGACUUAAAGUGACUUAAAAGAAAUCUAAGACUAAUCUAAAAAAAAAAAAACUACAAAGUGUCUUUGGUCCCGCUCAUAGACUUAAGGUUUCGUGCCAAAGAUUGUCCAAAUGUAAAUGUGUUAUACCAGAAUAAUUAAGAGCCAUUCCAUUUAUGAAUGCCUGUUAGCCAUUUAGUAGCCAAAUUGUACGGAUGAAACAUUUUAUAAGGAGAAAUAGAAAAAUAAACAGGUUUUGUUAAAUUGUUUAAAAUAAAAAACGGCAUCUUGUAUUUUUGUAAUAUAUGUUAGUGUGUUAGUGUUUGUGUGUUUUCUGAAUAUUUUGAAAGUUAAACGAGUUCUUUAAAUAUAAGAGGCGAUAAUGAUAAUCGUGCAAACAUGCUGUACAUACUUAAUGCAAUUUUUUUUAAGUUUUAAGUUCAGAUUAAUUCAUCUUAAACAUAAUAUAUACUUAUAUAUAAUUGCUUGUACAAUGUUACCAUAGCUUUUCAGCUCAAGAAAGCACAUAUCUUUAUUAAGCAGUUACUUGCUGUAUGUGAUAAUGUUUUCAGACGCGAUGUCUGAACGUAAUUUUGUAAGUGAAUAUAAUCUCUGAGGCUAGCUAGCGUAUAUCAAUGCAAAUUACAUCAAGCAUAAUCGUUAUGUAGUUCCAUAAAUAAUCUAAGGAUAUUUUUAGUAAACUAAAAAACUUUUUAUAGAUGUACAAAUUCAUCUAAAAGUAAUUUCGGCUUAUCCCUGGAUGAUAAACAAUUUCAUAAAAUCAAGAUUAAGAAGAAGAAAAAAAAACACUUUAUUAUUUCGCUUUGCUAUUAAUUUGAUUAGUUUUCGGAUGAUUUGAAUCUGUUUAGUGUUUUUCAAUUAUAUUUAUUGUAGUUUUAGUUAUUAAAUAUGACUAUUAAAUAAAAUGUAGAACCUUAAAAUUAUAAUGAAUUUGGAGUACGGUGUCCUGAUGUAUUAAAUGUUCUGUAUUAUUUUUAGGAAUAAUGUUUGGAGAAUUUAUUAAAUUAAUUUUGCCAGCCCUAUGAUUAUUACGAGGUUAAUUUUUCGAACAGUUGUGAAUAUUGUACGUAAUUCGCGCGGGAGUACACUUUCUCGUAUUCAAGAGACUUGUAUGAAUCCAUGUAAAAAGGCCUACAUAAAUGAUUUGUACAAGAUUUUAAUACGUUCGUGUCGGUUGUAAGGGGCUUUCAAAAGCUUAAGACAAGUUCCGUUUAUGGGAUUUUUUUUUACAACUUUUAUUGACUUUGAAGGUAAACAAGCAUUCGGAUUACCUCAAGGCGGGCGGCCACGGAUGAUCAUGAACUUCAGCAUAGCUAAGCGUAUAAUGAAAUCCUAUGAAUAGUUAAGACUCCUUUGCAGAAGGGAAUAUCAUAGCAUAGCAUAGCACAGUGUAGCUUUAUUAGAGAUCAGCCGAUUUGAGUGGCGUGUUCUUAUUUGAAAGGUUCACUAAGUAUGAACUCGCUAUAUUUAUUCCUAGAUCGCGAUUUUGUUGUGCCCUGCGUAUUACUGAUCUCCGCGAACGGCAGUAGAUUUUUAUCAUUUCGAUUGCAUGACCUUUUGUCUGUUGGACUCAUAAAAAACAUUAUGUCGUUGUCAAACCAAAAUCUGCUAUGUGCACUUUUUGAGAUUUUUACUUUUUGACCUUUUCGUAUAGUUCAUAGCCCUAUCCGCCGUAUAAAAAAAAACUGUUAUGUGUCUAUAGCUUUAAUAUUUAUCCAUAGCUUUCAUUUGAUAUAGUUCUUAAAAAUUCUACUUCAUAUAAAAUUUUAUACGAAAAUGUUUUUACUCGUUAAUUCAAAAUAGAGUUUUUGCACAUAACAGAUUUUGAUUUGAUACCGACGAUUCGCUGUUUAUUUCAAUUUAAAAUAUUGUCAUUUAAAUUGUCAACUGUCCCUCUCACUUGUGUUGAGUGUGAAAAAGAGGGGAAGCGUUAAACUAAUUUUGUAUUAUCUAUAGCAUAAUUUUGUAUAGACUAUAGACAGUAGAUGUCUUUAUAAGGCUGCGCAAUGAAAAAAAAAACUGUGGGAAAAAGAGUCGACUUGCCAAAGACGUACCUAAAAUGUUAAAGUGUAAGAAUGAAAUUUUUGAUUAUGUUAUAAUAUAUUGUGUAUCGCGAUGACUGUUUGUGUGUUUCUGUUGACUGUUUGUAAAUUAAAAAGUUAAAUGAUUAUUAAA